AUGUCGGAUGCUCGGAUCAAAUUUGAGUUUCCUCAAAUGUCUGCUGUAAAAGAGGACGAGGAAUGGUUUGUCCCUCCGGCACCUAUCCUUAGUGGUGCUCAUGUCACAGGAAUUGAUUCUUACCGGGAAAUGUAUAACAACUCCAUCAAUAAUGCCGAUGAAUUUUGGAGAACAGUAGCUAAAGAGCUUUACUUCGAAGAGACGUCCAAGAAGGGGCUGGAAUGGAAUUUCGAUUGUCGUAAGGGGGAUAUUUAUGUGCGCUUUAUGGAAGGUGCAAGGACGAACAUUGCAUAUAAUUGCUUGGAACAAAACAUUAAGAAAGGAUAUGGCUCUCGCACGGCGUUGUUGUGGGAAGGUAAUGAGCCUGGUGAUUGUUGUUCUAUUACAUUUCAAGAUCUGUUUGACAAAGUCGUCGUUUUUUCUGCUAUCCUGCGAUCUCAUGGAGUUAAGAAGGGCGAUGUUGUGGUGAUUUAUUUACCGAUGAUACUUGAAUUACCGAUAGCAAUGUUAUCAUGUGCUAGAAUCGGUGCUGUUCACGCGGUAGUGUUUGCUGGAUUUAGUGCUGAUGCUUUGGCAGCUCGAAUACGUCAAACAGAAUCCCGUAUUCUGAUCACUGCAGAUGGAUAUUAUCGAGGCAAGAAGCUUGUAACACUAAAAAUGAUAGCUGACGAUGCUCUUGCUGAAUGCAAUGUGUCGGGUAGACCGGUGGAAAAAGUCAUUGUUGUGCAACAUUUAAAACGUGUUCGGAAACCGGACAGUACUGCUUCCAUCGACGUCAAAUUAGAUCCAAAACGGGAUGUUAUAUGGGAUAAAGAAAUGGAACGGUGCAAAGGAAUGAAUUCUGAGAUAGAAUGGAACGAUGCAGAAGAUCCUCUCUUUAUUCUUUACACUUCUGGUUCAACGGGUCGACCAAAAGGAAUCGUGCAUACUACUGCUGGUUACAUGACGUAUACCUAUGCUACUGUCAAAUUUGUUUUUGAUGCUGAUCCAGAAAGGGAUAUAUAUUGGUGCACAGCUGAUUGUGGCUGGAUUACUGGACACUCGUAUCUUGUGUAUGGGCCACUUCUUAAUGGUUUGACAUGUGUUAUAUAUGAGGGCGUACCGAGUUAUCCAACACCAUCACGGAUGUGGCAGAUUGUAGAGAAGUACAAAGUUACAACCUUAUAUACUGCACCAACAGCGGUGCGUGCUUUGAUGGCUUUUGGCGAUCAAUAUGUUACACCGUACAAUCGUUCAUCGCUACGUUUGCUGGGAUCAGUUGGUGAACCAAUUAAUCCAGUAGCAUGGAAGUGGCUGCAUAAGGUUGUUGGUGAAAGUCGCUGUGUUGUUCUUGAUACUUACUGGCAGACAGAAACAGGAGGACAUACGAUUACGCCAUUACCGGCAGCAAUUCCCUGCAAACCUGGUAGUGCAACACUUCCCUUUUUUGGAGUAGAACCGGUUAUUAUUGAUGAGGAAGGUCGAGAAAUCGAAGGAGCUGGUAAAGGAACUUUGUGUUUCAAGCGAGCUUGGCCCGGUAUAAGUAGAAGCAUUUUGGGUGAUCAUGACCGAUUUAUGAGCACAUAUUUUUCGCCGUACCCGGGCUACUUUUUUACUGGUGAUGGAGCACGUCGAGAUGCUGAUGGUUACUACUGGAUUACAGGGCGCAUUGAUGAUCUUAUGAAUGUAUCAGGUCAUUUACUGUCUACUGCUGAAAUUGAGUCUGCGCUAGUUUCGGAUAACGAUGUAGUGGAAGCAGCUGUAGUUGCGGCACCGCAUGACAUCAAAGGCAGCUUUCCAUAUGCAUUCAUCACAUUACGAUUGGGCGUAAAACUUACAGAAAGAAAAAUUGAGGAUCUGAAACUUUUGGUUCGAAAAAAAAUUGGUGCGAUUGCUGUACCAGACGUUAUACAAGUAGCUCCUGGACUACCUAAAACACGAUCAGGAAAGGUAACACGUCGUAUAUUACGGAAAAUCGCUGAAGGUGAUAAGGCUGCAGAUUUAGGCGACACUACUACACUUAUUGAUGAAACGGUUAUUGCUCACUUGUGGAGUGGUCGAUCAGAAACACGGACUGGUUGA
Molecule: messenger RNA, 2061 nt
Organism: Brugia malayi
Lineage: Eukaryota; Metazoa; Nematoda; Chromadorea; Rhabditida; Onchocercidae
Gene: Bma-acs-19
Product: acetyl-Coenzyme A synthetase 2, putative
Exons: 14
Coding region: 1-2061 (686 amino acids)
Molecular function (GO): acetyl-CoA synthetase activity; AMP binding
Source: RefSeq, a predicted model, not a curated record